UUUCUGCUCUGCUGAGAAGAUGUCUGGACGUGGAAAGGGAGGGAAAGGCUUGGGAAAGGGCGGCGCCAAGCGUCACCGCAAAGUGCUUCGGGAUAACAUCCAGGGCAUCACCAAGCCUGCUAUCCGCCGCUUGGCUCGCCGCGGAGGCGUGAAGCGUAUUUCUGGCUUGAUCUACGAAGAGACCCGAGGCGUCCUGAAAGUCUUUCUGGAGAACGUGAUUCGCGAUGCUGUGACCUACACCGAGCACGCCAAGAGGAAGACCGUGACUGCCAUGGACGUCGUCUACGCUCUGAAGCGCCAGGGCCGUACUCUCUACGGUUUUGGUGGCUAAGGGGGCUUCUUCGUCCUUGGAAACUUAACAAAACAAAACAAGAAACCCAA
Molecule: messenger RNA, 381 nt
Organism: Lacerta agilis (Sand lizard)
Lineage: Eukaryota; Metazoa; Chordata; Lepidosauria; Squamata; Lacertidae
Product: histone H4
Exons: 1
Coding region: 20-331 (103 amino acids)
Biological process (GO): nucleosome assembly
Cellular component (GO): nucleosome
Molecular function (GO): DNA binding; protein heterodimerization activity; structural constituent of chromatin
Source: RefSeq, a predicted model, not a curated record